Molecule: messenger RNA, 5562 nt
Organism: Anolis carolinensis (green anole)
Lineage: Eukaryota; Metazoa; Chordata; Lepidosauria; Squamata; Anolidae
Gene: ext2
Product: exostosin glycosyltransferase 2
Exons: 13
Coding region: 1-2157 (718 amino acids)
Cellular component (GO): membrane
Molecular function (GO): glycosyltransferase activity
Source: RefSeq, a predicted model, not a curated record
AUGUGUGCGUCAGUCAAAUAUAACACCCGGGGUCCAGCCCUCAUCCCGAGAAUGAAGACCAAACACCGCAUCUAUUAUAUUGCCCUCUUCUCCAUUGUCCUGCUGGGACUUAUUGCCACAGGCAUGUUUCAGUUCUGGCCACACUCCAUAGAGUCUUCAAAUGACUGGACAGUUGAAAAGCGGAGUGUUCAUGAUGUACCUGUAGUCAAGAUUCCUGCAGACAGUGCCAUCCCUGAGCGUGGGGACCUCAGCUGCAGGAUGCACACGUGUUUUGAUGUUUACCGUUGUGGAUUCAACCCCAAAAAUAAGAUCAAGGUCUAUAUUUACUCUUUGAAGAAGUAUGUGGAUGAAUAUGGCAUGCCAGUCAGCCAUACAAUUUCCAGGGAAUACAAUGAACUGUUGACUGCUAUCUCUGACAGUGAUUUCUACACAGAUGAUGUCAACCGUGCUUGUCUCUUUGUACCAUCUAUUGAUGUGCUGAACCAGAACACUCUCCGUAUCAAGGAAACAGCCCAGGCUUUGGCACAGCUCUCCCGCUGGGAUCGAGGGACAAAUCACCUCUUGUUCAACAUGUUGCCUGGAGGAGCACCUGACUACAAUACAGCACUAGAUGUUCCAAGGGACAGAGCUCUGUUGGCAGGAGGUGGCUUUUCUACGUGGACCUACCGGCAAGGAUAUGAUGUCAGUAUUCCUGUUUACAGUCCACUGUCUGCAGAGGUUCCAUUGCCAAGUAAAGGACCAGGUUCCCGCAGGUAUUUCCUUCUGUCAUCUCAAAUGGCUCUUCAUCCUGAAUACCGUUCUGAAUUGGAAACUCUUCAAGCAGAGAAUGCAGAAUCUGUCCUGAUCCUAGACAAGUGUACAAACCUCUCAGAGGGAAUGCCUUUUAUUCGUAAACGUUGUCAUAAUAACCAGGUCUUUGAUUAUCCUCAGGUGCUUCAGGAAGCCACAUUCUGCAUUGUUUUACGUGGGGCCCGCUUGGGACAAGCUGUACUGAGUGAUGUUCUUCAGGCUGGUUGCAUCCCUGUUGUCAUUGCUGAUUCUUACAUUCUACCUUUCUCUGAAGUUCUGGAUUGGAAGAGGGCUUCUGUAGUGAUACCUGAAGAGAAGAUGUCUGAGAUGUACAGCAUUCUUCAUAGCAUACCCCAGCGACAGAUUGAGGAGAUGCAAAGACAGGCACGAUGGUUCUGGGAAGCUUAUUUUCAGUCAAUGAAAGCAAUUGCUAUGGCCACCCUCAAAAUUAUCAAUGACAGGAUUUAUCCCUAUGCUGCCACAUCAUAUGAAGAAUGGAAUGACCCCCCAAUAAUUAAAUGGAGCAGUGUGAGUAAUCCACUCUUCCUUCCCUUGAUCCCACCUCAGUCACAAGGCUUCACUGCUAUUGUCUUGACCUAUGAUCGUGUGGAGAGUCUCUUUCGCGUCAUCACUGAGGUCUCAAAGGUGCCAAGUCUCUCCAAGCUGUUAGUUGUGUGGAACAACCAGAAUAAAGUUCCACCAGAAGAAACUGUUUGGCCCAAAGUUCGAGUUCCAUUAAAAGUUGUACGGACCACAGAAAACAAACUGAGUAACCGCUUCUUCCCCUAUGAUGAGAUUGAAACCGAAGCAGUGUUGGCAAUUGAUGAUGAUAUAAUCAUGCUGACCUCUGAUGAGCUGCAGUUUGGUUAUGAGGUGUGGAGAGAGUUUCCUGACAGAUUAGUUGGCUAUCCUGGUCGCCUCCACCUGUGGGACCAUGAAACAAGUAAAUGGAAAUAUGAGUCAGAAUGGACCAAUGAAGUUUCAAUGGUGCUGACAGGAGCAGCAUUUUAUCAUAAGUAUUUUAACUAUUUGUACACAUACAAAAUGCCAGGGGACAUCAAGAACUGGGUGGAUGCUCAUAUGAAUUGUGAAGACAUUGCCAUGAAUUUUCUAGUUGCCAAUGUCACCGGGAAAGCAGUCAUUAAGGUGACCCCCAGAAAGAAAUUCAAAUGUCCAGAAUGUACAGCCAUCGAUGGGCUAUCGCUAGACCAGACACACAUGGUAGAAAGGUCUGAAUGCAUUAACAAGUUUGCCUCUGUCUUCGGGACUAUGCCUUUGAAAGUGGUGGAGCACCGGGCUGAUCCGGUCUUGUACAAAGACGACUUCCCUGAAAAACUGAAAAGCUUUCCUAACAUUGGAAGCUUGUGAAGAAUAGCUGUUAUCAAAAUUGGAUUGGACGACACUGAGCUCCAAUUCAGAAAGAGGACUGAUGCUAAGGAAAGCAUCGCGCUUUAGAGAAAUGUGCCAGGAUGUGUUACUCCGAGAAGUCACAGAGACAGAUCUCCAUUCCUGGUAUGACUCAAGCACAAGACUCUUCAAAACAUGGCAAAGUAGCGAUCUCUGUACAGUCUCAAAGCGAACACUGCUAUUUUCCACUUGGGUCUACUGAAAUGGCAGGCAGCUGUUUGUUCCAUAGAAAUUACAAUAUUUCUUUUCUAAAGUCGCUGGUUAUCACUGAAAUCUUUUACGUUUUAAAACCAGGGCAAGGGUACAUUGCUAACUUCUUUUCAGGCUUCUCCCUGUUUUGCACAGAACUCGUCUGCCUCUUCUGCACACAGUUGACUUACUUGCCUCCUUUGAGAGCCAAGAUUAGCAUUGACUUUACGACAAGUUUGCCAGACUUUUUGUUCAGUGAGGUACAAAAAGAAAGAUAUUGUAGCAUUUGUUGGAUUCAUGUUCUGAUUACCAAAAUGCAAUUUUGGUAGUAUAAAAUAUCAUUCCAACUUCCCUUUAUUGAAUAAACUUGUUCAUUUCUUGUUUUCUGUCAUCAUAGAGGAGAGGGACGCAGUUUCACACUUGGUUAAUGUCUCAUUCCCAUUUCCUUACUAUAGUGGAAUCAUGUUCAGUUCAGAUAAUAUGAUCAGUGCAUACAUGUAGCAUUUAAAGAAGUGGUGCUUAUACUUCAGAUUUUUUCUGUCAAAAAAUGAUCUGCAGAUUCUGAAAGCUGUUUCUGGAAGGAGUUUCUAUCAUUCACUUGGAUUGGGUAUGUGUGCAAUACACUGACAGGUAAUAGAAAUAAACUGUUCUAAUCUUUUUAUCUUCUGAAUGUUACAGUGGUUUCCUGUUUAGAAUUAAGUGCCACAAGAUAACUAAAACCCAUUAAAUAAGUGAUUGAUGGUAAAGUAAACUUGAAAGCUUUGAAGAACAUGUUCUGGGAAUGAUGAGAGGGACAUAUUCUUACAUUUCAAAAUCCACUGUCCCAUCUCACCCUCUGAAAAAGAGUUUAUUGUGAAUUGAGAAUAGCUCACAUAUAAUAAUUGAAAUAACGCAACACCAUAUGAGAUGGACUGAGACACACAAGAUCUCUAAGCUAUCCAAAACUCUUAAUCAGAUGUGUGGACCUACACUUUUCUUCCUUUGGCUAGGACAACCUUACUAUAAAUAAACUAUAAAUAAAAGAUGUUUAUUUCUUAUUAGUUUAUUUCUUUACCUUUUAAGUGGAACAAUCAAAUAUUUUCUUGCUACAUAAGCUGAAUCAUAUCUAGAAUAAGAAAGGAUUUCCCUCUUUGCAUCAGAAUUAUGCUAUUCCAAUUGAAUUAAGGGAAUACACUUUUUGAGGCCCGGUCAGCUUUUGUUGUCAGAAGUUAUUUUCCCACUAAUUGUACAUAAUUAUUUGGGGGCAUACCAGGAAUCUUAAUAAUUCUCUUCAUUUGAGCCUGAAUGAAUUAAGUUGAUAAACACCACAGACCUCAAGCCAGAGACAGGAAAUACUACCUGGUAAAAAGUGUUCUUGCUGCUGAUCAAACACUAGCUUUAAUGGGAUGUUCCAAUUCAAAGUGUUCAGGAAUUAUUUACAAUGCAGAUCGUCUAGUAUUUUAUGGAAGAGUGUUUAAUAACACAUUUUGUUCUAAUGCUGUUUUUAGAUCACAACCUUCACUGUACUUUUGGCUAAAAAAAAUUGCAGUGCAUGGCAAACAGAUGACACAACAUCAGGGUCUUUCUUGUGAAAUAUACAGGCUUCUUGUAUCAGAAUCUGGUUUGAGUGACACUUAUUACUGCAACCCAUUUGAAAUCUCUCCCAUGUGAAAGAAUGAGCAAGAAGCUCUGUCCUCUUGGUAUGAAAUGUUACAUUUUUGAUCAGUGAAAGCUUCAUUGCAACAAUUUUGUUGUUGAGGGUACACUAUGGUCAAUUGACUCUAAUUGUACUGUUCUAUAUGCCUUUUCAUUUCUUGGGAUAACCAUGCAUACACCCUUAACAUUUUAUUUGUACGCUUUAAUGUUCUACAGCCCUGAAUAUGUGAUUUCUCUUAUUUUAAAUCUUGAUAUAAUCAGCCAACUCUAGGAUUAGUUUGUAUUUCUGCUCAGCCUCAUACUUUGCCCUUAACGCUGCUCACUGGAUGGUUUUACCUUUUCAUCUUCAAAAUUAUGCCAUCUUCCUUGUUUCUGUGUUUUGCCAAUGCCACCCACAGUACCUUCUUUUUAAGCACUUUGGUUGUGCAGUUAUUUAAAAGCUUGUAGGAUGAACAUCAGUACUGUACAAAAUGACAGAUAGUUGUUCCAUUUGGUACAGUUCCUUUUUUGUGGGUCCUUGGUAUCUGCUAGUGUUUGGCGUCAGCACACAAACACUCCAAUACCAAAAUCCAUGGAUUCUCCAAGCCCCAUUGUAUAUAAUGAUAUAAUAAAGUGGAGUCCCUUAAUUAAAUGGCAAAUUCAAAGUUUACUCUUUGAUUAAAAAGAUGUAUAUUUUCAAGCAGUGAGUGGUUGAAUCUGUGAAUACAGAAUCUCUGGACAUUGAGGACCUACUGUUCAUUGUUUUGAAUUUGUCAUACAAACUUACCUAAUCUACUUCUCUAUCAGUCACUGGACUAGGAAGGAUCAAAAUGAUCCUAUACUAUUAAGAACUAUUCAGUGUGCCUUAAACGGAAAAAAAUCCCUUGUUUGAGUUUGCCCUUUUUUCCAGAAGAGUUGUUAUGCCAAUAUAGUAUUAAGCUGUGAUUUGUCCUGACCCCAAUCUUUACUACAUUGCUGUUAUUUCUAGAGUCAAAGUAUACAUUACUGGGUGUGUAAAUAUAUCCACAUCCAUAGACCAGGAUAAUAUCAAAUUUUCAGUAAAUGGAGUUGUAGUUGUCAAAUGGAAUCUGAUGGUUUAGAACCAUUUUGCAAAGGCUGUCUUUAAGAUGUGUACCUGUGUUAUUUUAAACAUACAUCGCACAAGCAUGUAAAACUGUAAUACAGUAAACGUGUUUUACUUCUGUCAGAAACUGCAAUUAGCUGCAAUAUUGAAAAAGAGUAUUCAGCAAAAACUGAAAAAAUCAGCAAAAAAAUCUGAAAUAUCUACUUCUACCCAUCUAAAAUCCUGAAGAAUUAAGUGAAUGGGUACACUAUUGAUGCUCUUUGCUAAUAUAAAGAAGCCUCAUUGAAUGUCCCCUUUUAAAAUAAAAUCAGAUAAGUGUCCUAAAGCAUUUCACUGUACUUUUAUACUGCGAACCUUAAAAAAAAUCUAAGCGUUUCCAUUCUCUAAUAGAGAUUUUGUCUUUAUCAGCAUCUAUGAUUGUGAAACCAUUUUCUUUAAAAAACAAAAAAUAAAAUAAACAUAGAAUUUCUAAAAAUAAA